UUAAGAGAAACGAUAUAAAUUAAAUAUAUAGUAGUAUUUAUACAAUCAUUAAAAUGCUUUCCCGCAACAUACGUUAUGUAUGUCGUCGGUACAGUCAAGCUGUUACAUUUAGAACAAAUGAGGCAUCACCUACACAGCACAAUGAAAAUCAAAUCGGCUUAUUUUACACAGUUGACAAAGAUUUGUGCAAACAAUUAUACGGCCAUGGAGGACUACCAAAGUCUUUCAAGAAGCAAACAAAAACAUUUGCUGAAACAUCAAUAAUGGUCCGUCAACCAAGUUUGGAUAUAAUUGAAUGUAUUAGAGCUUCUGAUUUCAACAAGCCUGCUAUUAGAUACGUAUUAUAUGGUGAGGAAGGAACAGGAAAGUCAAUGACCAUUGCACAUCUGCUUCACUAUGCAUUUGAAGAAGGAUAUCUGAUUGUACAUGUUCCUUGGGUAUCUGACUGGCUACGACGUGUGCCCCGUACCAAGGAAAUGUCGAACUCAACCACUCGUGAGGGUUUUGUUGAUCUGCCGCUUGACGCAGCUGCCUGGUUGUUGCAUUUCAAGACACAGAACCAACACUUACUGAAAACACCUGAGUUAAAAGUAACGAAAGAGUAUGUCUGGAGUAAACGUGAGAAGACUGAAGCUGGAGCGCCUCUAUUAGAGCUGGUUGAGCAUGGGAUAACGAGAGUCAAAUAUGCUUGUGAUGUUGUUGAUGCCAUUGUACAUGAGGUUAAGCAGCUGUCAAAUCAAAAAGUAUGCAAGACCUUUGUUGCGAUUGAUGGGUGUAAUGGUUUCUUCAACCCCACCACUCCGUUACAAACACCAACAAAAAAGAAGGUGGCACCUGAAGAAGUCACUCUUACUACAUCAUUUUUGGAGCUCACUAAAAAUGACUGGAGCAAUGGAGUGAUGGUGGUAACUGCAGAUGCAAUUGCCAAUCCAGAUGGCGAAAGAGGAACGUAUUUACCUAAACAAUUACUGUUUCGAAAGGGAUUUGACCACUUGGACCCAUUUGUGCCAAUCAGAGUUGAUCGCUACACUGACAGGGAAUUCCUAACAUGCUCCAACUACUACAGGGACAGGUUAUGGCUGAGAGGACCCCCUGAAACUGAAACAGAACUCAAACUCACAAGCGCAUGCAAUCCUUUUAGAUUUAUGGAACUGUGUGCGCCAUUGUAAAUUAUGAAUUAACUAGUCAAUAAAGUAGUCUAUUAUUA
Molecule: messenger RNA, 1207 nt
Organism: Colias croceus (clouded yellow)
Lineage: Eukaryota; Metazoa; Arthropoda; Insecta; Lepidoptera; Pieridae
Gene: mRpS29
Product: 28S ribosomal protein S29, mitochondrial
Exons: 8
Coding region: 54-1169 (371 amino acids)
Biological process (GO): apoptotic process
Cellular component (GO): mitochondrial ribosome; mitochondrial small ribosomal subunit
Molecular function (GO): structural constituent of ribosome
Source: RefSeq, a predicted model, not a curated record